AUGGCUCCAAGUGUGGUCACACUACACCCAAACAUUCAUAGACCAGAUAGAGAUUGUCCAGAGACAGAACAGUAUAUCACUGGAAUUAUUCCCCCUCCUGCUGUUGCUCACAUCCCAACCCCUGGGCAGUUCAAUGCAUUGAUCAUGUCUCACCCUAUAUUGCCUGAUAGUAUAUGUAUCUGUAUCGGUUAUGGUGUAGGGUCUGUUACGGCAUGGACACUGGGAGACUAUGGAAAACUAGGUCAUGGAAAUAAUUCCACACAGAAAUUUCCUAAGCAGAUCACAGGUCUAUCUGGUAUUAUUGUAGUUCAAGUGUCAGCUGGUUUUCGUCACAGUGCUGCAGUAACACAGGAGGGAGAACUUUACACCUGGGGGGAGGGGGAUUAUGGAAGAUUAGGCCAUGGAGACAGCAGUAGCAAGAAUUUACCAACCAGGGUGAAAGAUCUACCAUUGAUCUCCCAGGUCUCCUGUGGAAGCUCUCACACUAUUGUAGUUGCAAGGGAUGGGAAAACAGUCUGGUCGUUUGGCAGUGGGGAUAGUGGGAAGUUAGGUCAUGGUGAUACAUGCAGACAGUAUAAACCAAAGAUCAUUGAAAGUUUGACGGGUGUUACCAUCAGAAAAGUGGUUUGUGGCUGUCAUUUUUCUGUAGCACUUACCACCACUGGUCAGCUGUAUGCCUGGGGGUGUGGCUCUGUGAUAGGGUGUGGCUCUCCGGAUGCAACUGCCCUUAAACCACGCCUUCUGGAAGACUUCCAGACAAUACGAUUGGUGGAUGUUGUUUGUGGAGACAACCACUGCUUAGCUCUCACUCAUGAUAAUGUAGUUUAUGCCUGGGGCAACAAUGCGAUGGGACAGUGUGGUCAAGGUCACUCACAGAGUCCUAUAACACGUCCAAAAAAAGUGACUGGUGCCAUUACUAAAGCACCCAUACACCAGAUCUCUGCUGGCACUUCACAUAGCAUAGCAUGGACAGCUAUACCUAGUGACAGACCACUGAUGUCACUACACCGACCAUUUUGUGUAGAUAUACAGGUGGAAACUUUCUAUAUCUUGCGUCAGUUUCUAGAGAGAUACUGUCACAGCUUUGAUGCUGAACUCGCCCCAAUGCCUUUCCAGAAUCACAGUGAACACCGAUACUUUGUCCUACUGUGCCUAAAACUUUUGUGUGUACAUCUGUCUCUUGCUCAGAAUGCAGGGGCCUCUAAAAAUCUGCUUGGUGAGCAAGCAAAACCUUUAAGAAACCUGCUGUUCAAACUUAUUGAUAUGAAAACACCAGAUUCAAUUCAGCAGCUUGUGUGUGAGUGUCUGUCUGUUGGAGCUCAGAUGUUGUUACCAAGUCUUGGAGACAGAAUGGAGCUGUUACACUCUCUACUACCACAGUCUCCACACUGCUGGAGUGUCUUAUCUAGGGGACAAAGAAUGCAGCUAAACAUGAUACUGUCUAGCCUACAGAAUAACAGCCAUAUAUCAGUACUACUCGGCCUCAGUCAUGUCUACUUACCUGCAGCCAAAUUUUUCCCAGAUCUCCAUACAGCUGAGAUUCUCAUGAAGAAUAUACUGAGAAACCUAGCAUUUGAAACUGAGUCAGCUUUGAAUGACCUUGAGAAGAACAAUGAUAAAGACAUCACCUGUGAUGUUAAAGAAACCUGCUGUCCCCAGCUGCAUGAGUUACUCUCCUCCAUACACAAACAUCUGUUUGCAUUCUGUACUCAAACAGAUCACAUUUCUACAAAUUUUGAUGAUGUGAUGAGGCUGGUACAGAAUCACCUCAGCCUCAUGAUUCCAUUGUGUUCAGAACUGAUAUCACAGGCAGCAAAACUACUUGGUCAGCAGAGAAAACUCAAUGUACAGGAGCAUGUUAUAGGUAUCCUAUAUGCUUCUCCAGCUGGUUCCAUGUUGUUCCACAUGCUGCACUCUUUGGUGCUGGUCCCUCAGUGUAGAGUUGUCCCCCUUUUAAACUCUCUUCUUACACUUCUUUCCAACCUAGAUGAAAUCUGCAGGCUUCUCACUAACAUUGACAGAUAUGAAAAAAGGGAACUGGAACAAAGUUUUAACUCCAGUGUGUCAGCGAUUUGGUUGGUUGACCUGGAAAGAGUUUGCUCAUUGCUGAUCGGUCAUUGCCUUGGUAACAUGUUGUUAGGUUCACCAAUCACAGAAGAGGAAAAGCAGAUAGGCCCAUGGCUGCAGAACAAACUGUUCAGCAAUGGAUUACAGCAGAAUGAUAGUGAGGAAGGUACAAGUACAACAGCAUCUCUACAGAAAGUGAAACAGACUCUCAGAAGACUGAGAUGGCACCAUGAGCACUCAGGGGAUGUCACUCUUGGUAGAAAGAGAGGAAGGCAGCCUCCACACACCAUCAGUGGAGAUGUUUGUAGUUUCAUUAAGGGAGACAACCUGAAGCACAGGAAAGGAAUAUUUGAAAUUGCAGAUAACAGGCGAUAUUCACGCCUGUAUGCACUGAAUCAGAUCCGGGAAUUGCUGAUGGCCCACAAAGAGAAGAGCAGUGCAGAUAGAAAUUCCCCUGUACCUCAGACACUGUCAACACUGUUAUGCUCAGCCCAUCUCUGUCUGCUAGCUGGUUGUUUUAAUCUUGGCCUUCUUGUUGGCUCACAGGGAGAAAAAACACCCAGGCUUGCUCACUACAAGGCUGGAGUAAUGACUGCUAGAGCAGAAACUCAGAGAGAGAUACAGCUGGCAGCACAUGAUAUAUAUGAGUCUCUGGUGCAAGGUCUUGUACAUGCUCAAAAAGACAAAGACAAUCAAGGUAACAGACAGAGGUUAUUACUCUGCACAAUAUUUUCACUGAGUAUGAGUUACAAGUCGGUAGAUAUCUCCCUUCUGGUGGCCUGUGGACUGUUACCUACACUGUAUGAGAUGGCUAGUUUGGCAGCACCCAUUCAGGGUCUGGUACAGCCAGUGAGAGGGAGGCUAGGACAGGCUCAGCUUAACACAGUACUGAGAGUUGCCAGCUAUAGACUGAUACAGAUAAUAUCCCUUACAACUAGUUUACACAGUGGACAGUUGAGUACAGGCGUACUCCAGUCUGUACUAGAUAUACUGUGGUCACAGAUCCAGAAGCACCUUGACAACCAUUGUUACCAUAGUAACGCUAUGACCGUCUUCCUGGUGUUUACAUGUAGAGUUAUCUCCUCGGGAAGAAUGAGAAAUCUUGCAGCAACUAAGAAGUGGACAGAUAUGCUUAUUUCUAUAGUCAGAGAGUCAAAACAAGGUCAGAGUCUGAGGACAAAGCUUGCAGCCAUACAUAUAUUGGAAUGUAUUCUACCAGCAUGUAAUAUUGGAACUGAUGCUGAAUUCUUAAAACUGGUGAUAUCAGACUUGUUGAACUGCCUCGCAGACAAUAUGUGGGAACUUCCUUUGAACCAGGCAGUGACUGAUGCAAGGAUUGAAGAGUUAUCUCUCCUUGCUAAGUUAGAACAGCUCAAGAUUGGCAGCCAUGAGGUCAGCGAGAAUUGUCUAACCUUCAGCAAGUCAGCUGACCAGGUUGAUACCAGGCUUAGUGAUAGUACUGCAUUAGCUACUAGUCUCUCUGGUUCCCUGGCCACUGGUACCAGCAAGGAGCAGACAACACAGGGGGAGAAUUCUAAAGAUAUUCAAGAUAAGGGAGAAAACUCUAAUGUUAAUGAGAAUGGACAUUUAGAUAAACAGUUUGAUAAAAUAUUUAGCGAGGAAUGUGCGACGAUGCUGGAAGUGACCUUUGACCCUGAGAAGUGUGUUUGCAGUAGUGUAGAAGGGGGACAAUCGUUGAUACACAGUACUGCAGGGAAAGGUUAUGGGAUUGCCUCCAUUCCAGUCACAUCAGGAUGCUACCAAUGGAAGUUUCACAUAUUGAAAGAAAACAAGAGCAAUGAAGGAACGUGUGUUGGAGUUUGCCGACUGCCUGUACGGGAUUAUGGUCAUAGAUCCACCUCAGACAUGUGGCUGUAUCGGGCAUAUAGCGGCAAUUUGUACCACAAUGGUGAACAGAUGCGGACCUUGUCAGGCUUUACACAAGGAGAUUUUAUCACCUGUGUUUUAGAUAUGGAUUCAAAGACUUUGGCUUUUGGAAAGAAUGGGGAGGAACCACAUGUUGCUUUUGAAGAUAUUGAGGCCACAGAGUUGUAUCCUUGUGUCACCUUCUACAGCAGUAAUCCUGGUGAAAAGGUGAAGAUAUCAGACAUGCAGAUUCAAGCAGUGCACAAAGACCUAUUGCCUGGAGAGCCCCUGUGUGCCCCGCCCAAUAUUGUUGUAUGUGAAGCCCUGAUUGGGCUCGUACGUAGUUUACACACAAGCAGUGUAUGGACUGAAGUGAUCAACGAGAAACUGAUACAGCAGCUAGAUAAAGUCUCUGAUCUUGAUGUUUUUGUUGAAACCGACAAGAAAGAUAGACUGGAUAAGACUGAAAGAUGUCAGGAAAAUGAAAAGAUGAAUAGAGAAAAGGGAGAUGACUCUUGUAAUGGUACAAAGCCAAGUUUUGAAAAGGAAAAAUUGGAAUAUUGCCCAGAAGAUAGAAUUAGUGACCUUUGUUGUCAGGUAUGGCCUUGUUUAGCCAUUCUAGGUGGCUUGGACUCUGGUUUACGUAUUGGUGGCAAGUGUGUUCAUCAACGGACAUCAAAACAGGGAACUAUACUUGGUGUGACCAGUCCUGGUGCCUCCACCAUCAAAAUACAGUGGGACAAUGGUGAUGUCUCAGUAAGUGAUAUGUCAUUAUGUACAUUGAAACCUCUUCCCUCUCAGCUGUUUGAUAUUGGAUCACUUUCUGGAUUUACUGCCAAACAUCUGGAGCUUUUGUUGAGACUUACGUAUCUCUCUGUUGACAAAUACAUCACAAGACUAAGAAAACACAAAGGCCAGAGCAGACAUUACACAAGGUGUAGAGGAGAUGGCUCCUCUGGGUCUAAUGUGACUUCAGAUUGCAGUUAUUAUACAGUUCCUAGUGACACUGAUGUUAAACAGAGCACAACAGGUGAACAAGCAGAGUCCGAAGCACCAGUUGAAGCAAACAAAUCCAUUAGGUUUGGUAUGUUAGAGAGAGAGCAUGGAUCAACUAGAGCGUCUGCAAUGUCUGAGACAUUUGUUGAACAUAAUGACAACGAAGACAAAAAUUAUGAACAUUUUUUAGCAAGAGCUUUAGGUGGGGAGCCAGAAAAUUCAGACGAAUUAAGUGAAAGUAGACAGACAGUAGCAGCUGUCACUGGACAGGAGUUUGCUGAAAUCAGUCACCUUGAAUGUGAAGCAGGUGUAGAAGAUGAGGUUAACAAAGAAGAUGGAACAGCUGAAAAAGUUGGUUUAGAAUCUGAAGGAGAAAAAGACAGAUCUAGAGAUACAACUAAUGACAGAGAGGAAUCACCAAUGGAAAUAGACAAUACUGCUGAUGCAAGUGAUGACAACAAAGAUGGUAAUGUUUGCAGACCAAAAGAAACUACCAAACAUUCACAAGAUGUUGAAAUGUCUGAAGAUGAAAUAAUUACAAAGGAGGCAAUUGCAAUUAAAUUCGCAGCGAUUCAGGUUACAGCACUGAAAGCAGUACAAUGUGUGUUAGCAAGUCAGAAAUAUGGAGAAAUGUUGCUUGUUCCCAAGUCGGACCUUGUUGCUGAUAGUAGCAAGGCUCUAACUGAUGGUACAGUGGUGAGAAAAGAUGAGGACUUCAAGAAAGUGAUAUGUGAAUUCAUGAAAAAGCUGAUACAUAUCGCUACAAGCACCUCACCAUUUAAACGUGCUGUUGGAAUAGACGAGCUGGAUAGAACAAGAGCUAUGCUGCUGAAAGCUGUAAUACAGGAACAAGCUGAAAGAAGAACAAAUCUUCCGUCUUUGAAAGAGAGAUACACCUCAAUAUGUACAGUGCUACCCACUUCAGGACAGACCUCUGAUAGAAUGGCAGCAUCAUUAGCAUCAUCAGGGUGCAGUACGUCAAUGGACAGACAGCCAAGCAGUAGUCAUAAUGGGGUCAGUAGCCAGGACAGAGACUCUCAGAGAGCCUUACAACAAACUUCCAUACUCCAGUAUGUCAGGUCAAGCAAUCUUGAUGGUAACCUGCUCAGAGGAGGUAGACUGCGUAGUUUACCUCAUUAUGUGAACAGAACUCAGCAAGAUGGAGGAACUUCAGCCAGCCCCAGUCGUGGCCCCUUUGCACCAUCAGCAGUCUCUUCCAGAGAUCUUGUCAGUGUCCCACUUACAGCCCCACCUUUAAGACGUCCUCCGCCCCCACAGUUCACAACUCCUGGGGUCAACCCGACCCCUAGACAAUACAAAAGAAGGAUUCAGAGAUCACCGUCUCCACCGGUCAUGCCCCCAGUAUUCACACCAUUGAUGGAGAUGGGAUUUUCAAUAUCUCAUAUUGAAGCUGCAGUUCAAAGUCAAGAAAGAGAAAUUGAUGUAUGGGAUGUUACUUCACAAGUUGUGAACAGUCUUGCUACAUGGAUGAUUGAACACCCACAGGAAGUAGAGUUAGCAGGACCCCCAGGGGACCCUGGCCCCUCACACAGAGAAACUACACCUACUGAUGGUGCUACAGCUGCUAAAAGGUCAAACAGAGAAGAGACUACAGACGAAGGACCUUCAGAAAUGCUGAUUGAGGAGUCCGAGAGCAGUGAUCCAGGUUUUGUACGAAGACCCCGAAGAAUGACACGUUCUCGACAUCUUGAUAUUCGGAGCUUCCUCUCUAAUCUUGGUGAAGAGAGAAGAGCAGAAAGAGCUGAGCGAAGUAGCCAGGACCUGGCCCCAGAGGCUCGAACCUUGGUAGAUCUGUAUGAUGAAGUCUUAGACCUGCAGGAAGAGCUGUACACUGACAUGGCUACAGAUGAUAUUUUCAGUUAUGAUAACAGAGAAGCAUUAGACCUGUUUUCAGCUCUUAGACGUGAUAUAGAAGAAGAUAUUUCUGUGACAUGUGAGCUCUGUGGGGAACUAACUUUAAAUUUCAACAGACACAUGAGAUCCCAGCAUCCAGGAUGUGGAGGAAGCUGUGAUAACCAUGGUUACCGUAGUACAGGAAGUUACUGUGGUGGUUGGUUUGGUGGUCAGUGCGGCACAGGACAUCCAUUCUUCUUGAUGUGUCCGACCUGUCGACAGCGCUAUUUGAGCCAACCAAGUAUGCCUGACAGAGGAACGGAUGUAGGUACGAGUGAAGAACUGUGUGAAAAGUCUUCAGAGUUCCAAGACAGUAAUGACUCCAUACCAUUGUCAGAGGGCAGUGGUUAUACAAGGGAGAUCGAAGGAUGGUUACCAUGUUUAGAUAACCAAGAGAAACUAUACCAAUACCUUGGACUGUCAGACAAGAGACCCAUACCAGAGCCAGUCAAGUUCCAACAACCUGACCCACUCGGAGCCUCAUACAUUUCUCCCUCUCAGCAUGGCAAAAAAUCAGCAGCAGAUGGACAAGCUUCGAAAUUUUCUCAGAAGAGUGAUGACAGAAAGCAGAGAAGUUUACCAGAGCAGAUCAUGCACCUUCAAAACAGUGAAGACAGACAAAUGGCCCUACACAGGACCACGAUGGCGUCCCAGAUCUCUAUAGCAAGAACAGUGGUACUGCAAGCAUUAGCUGUAUUAUCUGGAAGUGGAACAACAUGCAGUCUUCCUGCAGCCCUGGAGAAAAUGGGAUUGUCGGAUAUAAUGAUGAUUGUAAAAUUGAUGUGUCUCUGUGCCUCAGGAAAGAUAACUCCAUCAUGUGACUAUGGUCUGGGUAUGGGCCAGGCCAGUCUUGACCACCUCUCCACAGCUAUUGGAUCACUUGUAGAAGAAAAUACUAAAGCCCAAAAUCAACUGCUCCAGUUGUGCACCAAGGAGUUACUGACAGCAGCCCUUGGGGUAGGGCAGACAAAUGACUCAGUAGUGAGACAGAAAAAGACAUCAGUACACGUUGUCACAAAAACAGACAAAUCCACACUUUCUGUUACACAGUCCCUUGUUGCACUCCUUGCACAAUGUGGUCUCAAGAAUACGGCAGGCUCUCUACCACAGAGCAGAGAUAAAAAUAUUUUGGCAUCACCUUCCAAACAACAAGGGUCAACAACAGAGCAGCCGGUAGAAGAACGUCCUCUUGGAAUCAUACAGAUGAUAGAUGCACUCUCUGCAUGUAUAUUAUCAGCAAAAAUAGAUCACACAUACCGCCAGUGGGCUGGGAUUCAGCUAGUACGGUGUAUAGCUGCACAUAAGCCCAGUACUGUUAUAGACAAGCCCCAGGUUGAUCUAGGGCCAGAUCUGCCACCGUGUACAAUACGCAAGUUGGAGGCACAUCAAAACAGGCUCGCUGAUUGUAGCUGGAAUGAAAAGAAAUCACUUCUUGCAACAAGUGGGUAUGAUGGUGUUGUCCGUGUGUGGAAUAUUCCCAGCAAAACUCACCAGAUUAUGCAGCAGACUUGUAUAUUCAACAAUGGUGAGGGUGUGAACGGUGAGCACCUUGAUGGGCAGUUGCUUGAUAACCUGUGCUGGAACAGUGCCGGCAAACUACUCGCUGGAUCUAUGGAUAAUAUGGUUAACAUCUGGGCUAUAGGAGGUGGUCGUGGACAUUUAGACAUUCAGCCACACUGGAUCUCAGCCUUGGCUUGGUCUCAGUGUAAGCCUGUGUUUGGUGGCUGUCUCUGGUUGAACACAGACCGCCUGCUUGUUGGCCGGCUGGAUGGAUCUCUUGCCUAUAUAGAUAUUCUGGACAGUUCCACAUUUAGACGACAGGAGUUAGAGCAUUGUUACAGGCCUGAUGUUUCAGUGACAAAGAUUGCUUGGUAUGAAGAGACCAGAAGGUUUAUGGUAGGAUACAGUGAUGGUGUCAUUGACCAGUGUAGCAUUGAGGAGUUUGAGGCACCUAUCAGGACCCAGGCACAUGAGUCUACAAUCACUGGUAUGGAGUGGGAUCCAACUGGUCACAUGCUGUUGACCUGUGCUAGAGGGGACUCGCACGUGAAAGUAUGGUUGCCUGGUCGGGAAGGACUUGUGUUGCUACACACACUCCACCAUACUGCAGCUGUUACUGUGAUUGGAUGGUGUACUUUACUAGGGAAGGGAGAUAAUAAAUCUCUUAUGUUGGCAAGUGGUUGUGACAAUGGAAUAGUGUAUGUAGAAAGUGUACCACAGGUCACAUAUAAUGAGAACCAGUUAACCCCCACUAGCUCCUCUUCUUACACCUGUCAGGAUACAGAGGAGACGGUGGAUGAAACGAAAGUGAUCUUCACUCUGCAUGGUCACCUGACAGCGCUAGGGUCUCUGACCUUUAGUCCCAAUGGACUUCUUCUUGCAUCAGGAUGUAAUAAAGGCUGGCUCAAAAUAUGGUCACUGCUGGAUGGAAGCCUGAUGCAGGUGUAUAUUGGGACAGGAGCUGUACGUAGUUUGUGCUGGUAUGCUGAUCAUGGGCUAGCUGCUUGCUUUAACAGAUCAAAGGAUGUUGUUUUACUGAGUUACCCUCAGGAUAUUCAUCUCAAACAGCAGGCUCUUGCUACAGCCAGGACCAGUCUACGCAGCUGGGGACUAAACUUACUACAGGCUCCUUGCUUCAAAACAUUCCUGCAAAACCUUCCAAAUCUUGUCCUCGAGCAGUAUCUCUGUGAAAAGCCGAUAGUUAUGAGUGGAGAACAGUUGAUGCAUAGUGACUACCUGCAAAGCUUAUGCUCAUUUUGUGUUGCACUGAGAUUAGAUACUGUACUGUGUUACAUGCCUCUACCUCCACAUCAUAGAUUUGCAGUCAUUGAACCAGGUCAGAUAUUGGUACCAGAGUGGCAAUGGUUGUUGACGUAUGCUUCAGCAUUGAAAACAUCUGCAUGCUUGAUGGAUGGACAAGAUUUCCCGGAAAGUUUCAAACAGUUGAACACAGGCUUGUCUCAGGAUAAAUUCCCCAAUACAGUUUCCGACAAUAAAGCAUGGAACCUCACUACUGAUGGAGAGAUUAUGAGUUGGGCAACACAGAGUCCCGAGGACUGGCAGAUAGGGGGUAAAUGUGAGGCUUACAUGUGGGGUUAUGAGAGACAUGGACAGCUAUGUGAGGGUGGCAGAGUUGUUCUCACUCCCGUCAAUGUGUCAGCUUAUUCUGUAGCUCAGCAGAUUAUCUGUGGGCAGAACUGUACGUUUGUUAUCCAAGCAAAUGGUACUGUGCUGGCAUGUGGUGAAGGAAGUUAUGGUCGUCUCGGACAGGGAAAUUCAGAUGAUCUUAAAAACCUGACAGUAUUGUCUUCUUUACAAGGGUUUGUUGUAACACAACUUGCUACAUCUGUUGGUUCAGACGGUCACAGUCUGGCACUAACUGAGAGCGGGGAGGUAUUCAGCUGGGGAGAUGGAGACUACGGAAAGCUAGGUCACGGCAACAGCGAUCGUCAGAGAAGGCCGCGACAGAUUGAGGCUCUGCAAGGAGAGGAAAUAAUUCAGGUUGGAUGUGGCUUUAAGCACAGUGCUGCAGUGACAGCGGAUGGUAAACUUUACAUGUUUGGUAAUGGUGACUAUGGACGACUGGGUCUCGGCUCUACAGCUAACGUGAAGCUCCCAACACGAGUCUCUGCCUUAGAGGGACAUCAAGUGGGUUAUGUAUCUUGUGGUUUGAACCACAGCUUAUGCCUGUCAGCAGAUGGCAGCACUGUCUGGUCAUUUGGAGAUGGUGACUACGGAAAGCUUGGUCUAGGCAACACCACAAGGGUUCUUGUACCUACAAAGAUAGAGGCCCUUCAAGGGAUCACGAUGAAGAAAGUUUUGUGUGGUGCCCAGUUUUCUGUGGCUCUGUCAAAAGAUGGAAGGAUUUACACUUGGGGUCAAGAUCGUCUUGUUGGCCAGCCAGACUGUAGAUCUAGAAACCACAUGAAGCCACAGAAUGUGCCAUCACUGGCUAGUUAUUUUAUUGAUGACAUUGCUGUGGGUGUGGACCAUACCCUGGCCCUUACUAGUUCUGGUGAUAUUUGGGCUUGGGGAAAUAAUUCUGAUGGACAGCUUGGGCUUGGACACACAAGUUCACCUGUCAGGGAACCUCAGCUGGUACCCGGCCUUGUAGGCAAAGAUAUAAGACAGAUCUCAGCUGGUAAGAGUCAUUCAGCAGCCUGGACUUGUCCACCACCACCUCAGCGCUUACCAGGGAUUCCUGCACCAUUGCUACUGGGUGUACCAGAGAACAUUCCUCUACAGUUUUCUAGUCUUUCACAAUAUUCCAUACAUGAUAUAAAGGGUCGCCUUCGACUACUGCAUCAUUAUUCUGAUAUAAUUUAUUCCACAUGGCGUUUACUUCCUCUCACAACUCCUAAGGAAUCUCUGUCUCAGUUUGAAAGUGGUAUAGCAGGUUUACUGACUGGGGAUCUACGACCUCUACUUGCCCCCAGGGUUUACACUCUGCCCCUGGUGAGGUCUAUAGGUAAAACCAUGAUUCAGGGGAAAAACUACGGUCCACAAAUCACUGUGAAGAGAAUAGCUACAAGAGGGAAAAGAUGCCGUCCAGUCUACAGUCAAAUUUCUGGUCAAGUGAUCAGACUGAAAGCAGAAGAUUUACGGUUGCCAGCACGAGCGUGGAAGGUGAAGCUACUAGGGGAAGGUGCAGAUGAUGCCGGUGGAGUGUUUGAUGAUACCAUCACUGAAAUGUGUCUUGAGUUAGAGUCUGGAGUGAUACCUCUGUUAUUGCCUACACCAAACAGCAGCACUGACACUGGUAGUAAUCAGGACAGGUAUGUGUUGAAUCCAAGCCUGAAGUCGGACGAGUAUGUUGGUAUGUUUAAGUUUCUUGGUGUGCUGUUUGGUGUGGCUAUACGUACAAAGAAACCGCUAGACCUUCACCUGGCACCAUGUGUAUGGAAACUGCUUGCUGGUACACCGCUCAAAGUAGAAGACAUAGAGGAGAUUGAUUACAUGUAUAUACAGAGUCUAAAAGGUAUUCUUGAAAUACAGGAGACAGGUGUUAAUGAAACAAACUUCCAUGAGUUCAUUCCUUUAGAUUGUUUUGAGGGUCAGUCUUUAGAUGGUCGGAUGGUGCCUGUUAUACCAGGAGGACGUAAUCUACCUCUAAACUUCCAUAACAGACAGGAAUAUGUGGAGAAUGUGAUCACCUUUAAACUGCAUGAAAUGGAUACCAUGGCUGCAUUGAUACGAGAAGGCAUGUCAUGGAUUAUACCUGUGCCCUUACUGUCCCUGCUUACUGCAAAAUCAUUGGAACAGCUGGUGUGUGGUGUCGAGCAUAUACAGGUGGAUGUCUUACAGAAAAUUGUCAGGUAUCGAGGCAUUGACGAGCAGAACAAAAUGGUUGUUUGGUUUUGGAAAGUCCUGGAAUCUUUCAGCAAUGAGGAGAGAAUACAGUUUCUACGUUUUGUUUCUGGACGCACGAGGAUGCCAGUAAAUCCUGCUGAUAUUCCAAUGAGGUUUCAGAUAAUCAGCUCAGGAAGAGGUGAGGACAGUUUACCAACUUCACAGACAUGUUUUUUCCAACUACGAAUACCUACCUACUCUACUAUUGAGGUGCUGGCAGAGAAGUUACGCUAUGCUAUAAACCAUUGUAAAUCAAUUGACAUGGAUAACUACAUGCUCAACAGAACUGACGAUGAUUUUGGCGCAGAUUUGUUUGGUUCCGAUGAGGACAAUGGUGACUGAACAAGAAAUAAGAACAGAUUGUUCCAGUAGAAACAGAGAGAAAUUAAGGUUUGAACAUCAACUAUUGAAUGAGAACUCUGUAUAGAUUUACUUUCUAAGUUUAAUUGUUAUUACAGUUCUGAAACUUUUACAGUUUUGAAACUUAUGAUUUUUCCAUAUAUACAUUUUUCAUAGGCUGAAUCAAAUUUUGAAAUUUGUUGCCACAAAUGUUAAUAUUUGUGAAGCAAAGUUUACAUGAAGUUCAUUCAUGAGUGUUUGAAGUCAGUUUUGCUAUUUUUAUGACAGUUUUGUUUAUGCCAGUAUUCCUAGGGCUCUUUGUUACACUUUUCAAUAUUAAAAUUCUUGGAGACUUAAAUUUUUCAGACAGGAAAUCUUUAUUGUGUCAGAAGAAAAUAACGCAGAGAAAUUUGAAACAAGUUCAGGAAGACUUACAGGGGAUCUUUUUAAUAAGCAUUUAUCAGAUAUCACAUUAAUAUAGAAAAUAGUCUUUGUCAAAUCUCUUUUAGAGAUGAAAUAAUGAAAGUAGGGUUAGCA
Mercenaria mercenaria is the source of this 13068-nucleotide messenger RNA. Its product is annotated as probable E3 ubiquitin-protein ligase HERC1. The transcript is spliced from 70 exons. Gene Ontology annotation, molecular function: protein binding; ubiquitin-protein transferase activity. Lineage: Eukaryota; Metazoa; Mollusca; Bivalvia; Venerida; Veneridae. The record is from RefSeq and is a predicted model, not a curated record. Bases 1 to 12534 code for a protein of 4177 amino acids.